This is a messenger RNA of Closterium sp. NIES-65, 1452 nucleotides long. The record is from the annotation of a GenBank genome assembly. NCBI's taxonomy places the organism in Eukaryota, Viridiplantae, Streptophyta, Zygnematophyceae, Desmidiales, Closteriaceae.
AUGGCUGCCGUCGCUCCCAGCUGCUCGCUUUGUGCUUCCACUGUCCCGUCGACCAUCGCGGGAUCUCUACCCAGACUCCGCUCGAAUGCCCGCUUAAACACUCGACAACCGUCCACCAUUCUCCCCGCAAUUUCCAGCGUUUCCAGUUUCCGAUUGUCCGUCGCGCCCUCCACCCGUGGAAUUCCCGCACCAGCCUCUCAACACCGUCACAGCCGCCAAUCCACUCACUCGCGCGCCGCAGUUAUCUCCGCCGCAGCCGCGAGCGACACUCCCGAGGCCGCGUCGCCUGCUUCGUCGCCGUCGAACGCGCCAGUAGAACGAGUACUCGUCGUCGGCGCGUCCGGUGGCGUGGGUCAACUAUGCGUCGCGUCGCUCGUAGCUAAGAACCGCUCCGUGCGCGCGCUAGUUAGGAGCGUCGAGAAAGCCGAGUCGCUAUUCGCUGACGCGCCCGCGGAUUUGAUUCAGGUCGUGACCGCAGAUCUCCGCAAGCCCGGCACCAUCUCCCCCGCGCUCUUCGCCGGGAUUUCCGCGGCGAUCGUGUGCGUCGGAACGACGGCGUUCCCGUCCAAACGGUGGGACGGCGACAACGGACCGGAGCAAACAGAUUAUGUCGGGGUGAAGAACCUCCUAGCGGCGCUCCCUCGCGACUCUCCUGCAUCGUCUUUGUCUCAUCAGCCGGCAUCGAGCGUUACAACCAGCUGCCCUACUCCAUUUAUUCAAUUCCUCCCAUUCCUACUCUUCCCUUCUCCCCAACCUCCCCAACCCCCUCCCCGUCCACCAGACUACAUCGGGGUGAAGAACCUCCUAGCGGCUCUUCCUAAAGACCUGUCCCGCAUCGUCUUCGUCUCAUCAGCGGGCGUGGAGCGCUACAACCAGCUGCCCUACUCCAUCCUCAACCUCUUCGGGGUGCUCAAGUACAAGAAAAUGGCCGAAGACCUCGUGAAAUCCUCGGGCAUUCCGUACACUAUCCUGCGCCCGGGCAGGCUGACAGACGGGCCCUACACCAGUUACGACCUGAACACACUACUCAAGGCAACAGCCGGGAUGAGAAAGGCGGUGGAGGUGAAGAGAGGGAGUGAUACUUUGUCAGGGGAGACAAGCCGAGUGGUGCUGGCGGAAGGGUGUGUGCAGGCUUUGGGAGUGAAGGCGGCUGAAAACGAGGUGUUUGAGAUGCUGUCUGUGGAAGGAGAGGGACCGGGGGGUGAUGAGAGUGCAUGGGAGAAGAUUUUUGCGUCUGCUCCUGCUGGCAAGCGCCUCAAAACUCAACGCAGAGUGGUGCUGGCAGAGGGGUGUGUGCAGGUGUUGGGAGUGCAGGCGGCUGAAAACGAGGUGUUUGAGAUGAAGUCUCUGGAAGGAGAGGGUCCGGGCGGGGAUGAGGGCGCAUGGGAGAAGUUUUUUGCAUCGGCUCCUGUUGACGCAGCCGAUGUGGGGUGGCUGAAAAUGAGGUGCUAG